AUGUCCCUGAUCCCAUACCACCCUCACGAGGGCCGUGAAAUUGUCCUCCGCCACCGAAACGCCCUCGUCGUACGAGACCCGGACUCGCAGCUUCUCGAGAUUCGCGGCCACGCAUGUCCGACUUGCCACCAGCCCCUGCCACAGUCUUCGGCAGGCGGUCAUGCCUAUGACCGAUCAUACGAGGGGACCGACGACUCCUUUGUCGACCCAGAAUAUUUUCGCAUGCUGCGCCGUGGUAACUACAACUUUCUCCAUGCCGCCGGACGAGCCUCCCAGAGCCCUGUGCGGUCGCUGCCGCGACCCAGCUACGAUACCAGCCCUCGCGGAUUUCGACAACCCGAGGUGCGAGAUGAAGAUGAAGAGUUGGAGCUGCAUGACACGCCACAGAGGAGGGGCAGCAGGAUUCGCCGCGAGGCCUUUACUCCGAACUACUUCAAGACCUUCUUCAGAGAAGAACGGGUCCUGGGGAAAGGUGGCAAGGGCGUUGUUCUGCUCGUCCGGCACGAAAUUGCCGGAUGCAGUCUCGGGCACUUCGCGUGUAAGCGAGUGCCCGUCGGCGAUGACCACGCCUGGCUGGAAAAGACACUGAUCGAGGUCGAGUUGCUAGCCGCGCUUUCCCAUCCAAACCUUGUCUCAUAUCGCCAUGCGUGGCUGGAGGAUGUAGACUUGGGCCAGUUUGCUCCAUCUGUCGCGUGUGCAUUUAUUUUGCAGCAAUACUGCAAUGGCGGUGAUCUUCAGUGCCAUGUUGUGGGUGAGGCGCCAACACCGGCAACCAAAGAAGAGCUCAAAGCUCGGAUGCGACGCCGUUCCAAGGGUCAGCCCGAGCCACCAGGGAAUCUGACUGGGAACAAGUCCCAACUUGCAUUGGAAGAAAUCUAUUCGUUGUUUAAGGAUGUCACAUCGGGGGUCGCAUAUCUUCAUGCUGCCAACUACAUUCACCGUGACCUCAAGCCCAGCAAUUGCCUGCUACACCGGGAGAACUCGAGCCUCAGAUGCUUGAUCAGCGACUUUGGCGAGGUUCAAGCGGAGAAUACAACCAGAAAAUCAACCGGUUCUACGGGGACUAUAUCCUAUUGCGCGCCGGAGGUUCUCAAGCUGGACCCGGCAACCGGCCGCUACGGCAACUUUACUACCAAGUCGGACAUGUUCUCGCUAGGCAUGAUUCUAUACUUUAUGUGUUUCGGCAAGCUGCCAUAUCGAAGCGCCAACGCCAUACAAGAGGAGCUAGAGGACGUAGAGCUGCUGCGCGCUGAAAUUACGGAUUGGCAGGGCUUUAUAGAGGAGCGACGCGAGCGGCCCGACCUGCCCGCUAAGCUGUACACACUGCUUAAGAAGCUGCUGGCUCUUGACCCCGCGGAAAGACCGAGCGCAAAUGAGGUGUUACACGCGAUGAAGAGUGAAACCAAUUUUGACGCCCUGGGACGUCCUGAUCGGGCAAAUACAGUGCUAGGGGGCGUCCGGUCAAACCGAGUGCAGAGUCUUGAUUCCCCAGCUGGACCAGGGACACCGGUGCCAGAUACGACGCCAAACACAAACCGAGGUUCCCGUUUUAGGGAAGGUAGAGUACCUUGGGCAACAUCAGAAGAUCCAGACGCGAAUGAUCAAGGUAUCGAACAAUCGCUCGCUGUAUCUCAUCGAGAUAUUAAUGGCUACCAAGACGGAUCUACAACGCCAACGGCGACCAAUACCUUGGCUACUGCGCCACGGGGCGUGUCUCGCGAUAAUCACCGCCACCACCAGCGCACGCCCACGACGCCGCUCCUGCUGGCUCCGCCGCGCAGUCUCUGGGCUGAUAUUGAGCAUCGCGUCUCUGUCGCGCUCUACUACGUGUGCUGGGCCAUUGGUGUCGAGAUGCAGUCGCUCGUGUACGCCUUCCAGCUGGCCGUCUUCGUGGUCAAGGCAGCGACGCUCCUGCGGCCAUGCUGGCCCUACGUGGCGAGCCUGCAGGUGAGCGCGCCGCUCCUGGUCGUUGCCGCGCUCGAGCUGCUCUUUGCCUCAUCGCCGGUGACUCACGGCAACCGAUUGCACGGCGAGCAUUAUCACAUCGGCGGGCUGUUUCAGGCCCGUGGCACCGGCACCAUGCUCCUCGCGUUUCACUUUGCCACCCUCUGGCUGGCAGGCCGUUGGGACGCCCUCUGCGUCCACGGCCCGCGCCAAGGAUGGGCGGAGUGGUAG
Molecule: messenger RNA, 2175 nt
Organism: Cordyceps fumosorosea ARSEF 2679
Lineage: Eukaryota; Fungi; Ascomycota; Sordariomycetes; Hypocreales; Cordycipitaceae
Product: protein kinase
Exons: 3
Coding region: 1-2175 (724 amino acids)
Biological process (GO): protein phosphorylation
Molecular function (GO): protein kinase activity; ATP binding
Source: RefSeq, a predicted model, not a curated record